Paramacrobiotus metropolitanus is the source of this 2047-nucleotide messenger RNA. RefSeq names its product COMM domain-containing protein 4-like. Lineage: Eukaryota; Metazoa; Tardigrada; Eutardigrada; Parachela; Macrobiotidae. The coding region runs from base 1250 to 1855 and encodes 201 amino acids. The transcript has 11 exons. The record is from RefSeq and is a predicted model, not a curated record.
UAAAAUGCGUGCUUUGAUGCAAAUUUAGUGCGACUGCUCGUAUCACAAUCUUUUUUCUCCGUAAACCAUCUGAAGAAGUGAACAUUUUAUAUACCGCACGUAGAAAAUACUGAGGAUUGCAAAUUUGCAGCGCUUCUCGGAAAGUAGGCGCCCCAACAUGCUGACGACACAAAAAGAAUACACGGAUUCAUGGUGGAAGGGAUUCCCAAUAUGUCAUCUUCGGUCAGCUAGCUGAUGCUGCGCUGUCUGCGGUUUAUUCUAUAUCCAGGGCUGCAGCUAGUUCUCCCGAGGCGCAAUAAGCGUAGAAGACACCGUCGGGUGAAAAUGCCGGCCGUGACGUGCCCAUGGAAGAUGGAAGACAAUGGACUACUGAACCAGAUUGUGGCAGGGUACGCACCAGGAGGCCAUGGAAAGACCAGCAGAACCGCGGCGCAGAUCAGCAGGGUCACCGUGGCUGCCAAUUUGCAAUCGAAAGGGUCACCAUAAUCAAACAGCCGGCGGCAGACGAUUGGCUGAGUAGAUGGUAAGCGCGUCGGGCGGUGGUGGUGCUAACAAUAAGGGUGAACGAAGUUAUGAGCUUGUUAGCCACGACGCCCGAACAGAUAUAACAUUUAAAUCAUAUUUUUCUCAUAAUUAAUUCCGCCGCCUUUGGACCCGAUCCGAUCGCCUUCCCACCUGGUAGCUUGUUGAUAAUCGACAUGUACGGAAUAUCCCGAUUAACCGAACUCUUCAGUGGACGUGGGCUUUUGGUCGAUUCUGUCGCACUGGAACUGCGCUUCGGACUCUGCAGAUCGGCCGUGACGGAGUGGAGGGCAGUAAGAUCUGUGGCUCCCGUGUGGUAUUUAAGCAUGCACAGUCCCAGAAUUUUGUGGUGGCAAAAAGGUCAAUACGUCGGCGCUUCCGUUGAUAAAAUGUUUCCAUAAUAACAAUCGGCGGGUUCAGAGUUAUCCAACGGCAGUUGUCCAGGGCGCUCAGAAAGAUGUCGCAGUCUACCGUACGAGGGAAGAGUUUCGUACACGACAGUACUGUAAACUAGCGCAUAAACUAGUUCAGGGCCCAGGAAGUGUGUAGUUUUUCUGGUGGAAAAGUUGGAAAACUUUCUUUUUCAGUUUUCACUUUUGAAUUGUAUUUUUAAUUUUUUGUGUGUUUCGAACUUUGGCUUUUGACUCUUCGAAUUUGCCACUAUCCCGUUAGAUUUAUUAUUUCAGCGGAUCUUGUGAAAUUGUUUUGUUUCGGACGUUUGUAAACAAUGAAAUUCCGGUUUUGCGGAGAUCUUGAUUGCCCGGACUGGGCUCUGGCGGCGAUUUCUCUGUUAACGAAAUUGACAUCCAUCAAAAUGCGGCAGCUCGCGCAGGAGGUAGCGAAAACUCUGCUGGAGAUGUCGGAAGCGUCCGAAGCCGCUGGGAAAAUUUGUCAAGAUGCUAAAUUAUCAUUGGAAGACAGCAAAAUCGUUAUCGCUGCUGUGGAAUUCUUCUUAUCCAGUGCUGUCAAGUAUAAUGUCAGCGCAGAAGUCUUUUCGAACGAGCUGCAGCAACUGGGAUUUCCAAAAGAACAUGCGGCAAGCUUGAGCAAAGUUUACCAGUCGACGCCGCAAUUUGCCCAAGUUUUUCUGCAGGGCGGUUUUCGAAUUUCCAGAUUGACCGAGUUAAAGUGGAGACCGGAAAUGAAUCUUCGCUCUCCGUCCGAACAAGAGGCCACCGAUUUCCGAAUCGCGGUAUCCAUGAAGCUAGAGAAGGACGGGCAUCUACGGUCUCAUGUGUUUAGCAUGAGUUUGGAAAAGAUGCUCAUUUUAAAGCACGAAAUAUCGGAAAUUUUGCAUAUUAUGGAUUCAUUGCCAAAGGUCCCGUCAGUGUGAAGUGUAAACAGUUCCUGCACAGAAAAUUUUUUGUAUUUUGAUGCUGUGAUUUCUGCAAUUAACAUUUUAUUGGUUAAUUUUGCAUUUGUUGCCCUUUCAUGUCUAUUUAACAUAGUUAUUAGUUUAAUGAUUUUUCGCUCAUGCUGAAUGCCGAACUGAAAGAAAAUCGUGUAUAAAGUUGAAAUUUGUAAA